Molecule: messenger RNA, 1848 nt
Organism: Emiliania huxleyi CCMP1516
Lineage: Eukaryota; Haptophyta; Isochrysidales; Noelaerhabdaceae
Exons: 6
Coding region: 59-1396 (445 amino acids)
Biological process (GO): SRP-dependent cotranslational protein targeting to membrane, translocation; SRP-dependent cotranslational protein targeting to membrane
Cellular component (GO): cytosol; signal recognition particle, endoplasmic reticulum targeting
Molecular function (GO): GTP binding; ATP hydrolysis activity; 7S RNA binding
Source: RefSeq, a predicted model, not a curated record
CAAAGAGGCCCCACCCCCGCCAGGCCCCGGAGAGGGGAGCAACGGGGGCUGAGGCAGGAUGGUGCUCGCUGACCUCGGCUCGCGCGUCGCCGUCGCGCUGCGCAAGAUGGCGCAGGCGCCGCUCGUCGACAAGGACGUCCUCAACGAGAUGCUCACCGAGAUCUGCAAGGCGCUCCUGCAGGCAGACGUCAACGUGGCGCAGGUCAAGCACCUGCGCGAGUCCAUCAAGAAGAACGUCGACGUCGAGAGCCUCGCCUCCGGCAUGAACAAGCGCAAGAUGCUCGAGCAGGCCGUCUGCAACGAGCUGUGCUCCAUGCUCGACCCGGGCAAGGAGCCGUAUGCGCCAAAGAAGAAGCAGGCCAACGUGAUCAUGUUUGUGGGGCUGCAGGGCGCGGGCAAGACGACCACCUGCACCAAGUACGCCUACAUGCACAAGCGCAAGGGCUUCAAGUGCGCCCUGGUCUGCGCCGACACGUUCCGCGCGGGCGCCUUCGAUCAGCUCAAGCAGAACGCCACCAAGGCAAAGAUCCCGUUCUACGGCUCGUACACGGAGACGGACCCGGCCCAGAUCGCCGCCGAGGGCACCGCCAAGUUCCGCGAGGAGGGCUACGAGAUCAUCAUCGUGGACACGAGCGGGCGGCACAUGCAGGAGGCCGCGCUCUUCGAGGAGAUGCAGCAGGUGUCGGACGCCGUCGCGCCGGACGAGGUCAUAUUCGUCAUGGACUCGUCCAUCGGGCAGGCGGCACACGAGCAGGCGAGCGCCUUUAAGAAGAAGGUCGCGGUCGGCUCCGUCAUCAUCACCAAGCUGGACGGCCACGCCAAGGGUGGCGGGGCGCUUUCUGCGGUGGCGGCGACCGGCGCUCCAAUCACGCACAUCGGCACGGGCGAGCACGUCGAGGACUUCGAGGACUUCGAGGUCAAGUCGUUUGUGUCGCGCAUGCUCGGCAAGGGCAACAUCGCGGGUCUGGCGCCGGAGAUGAUGAAGCGGCUGACGCAGGGCAACUGGACGUUGCGCGACAUGCGGGAGCAGUUCCAGGCGGUGCUCAAGAUGGGCCCGCUCUCGAACAUCAUGAAUCAGUUCCCCGGGAUGGGCGGGCUGGACUUCCACGAGUCGGGAGCCCGGAUCAAGAAGCACCACCCGCUCGAGGUGGUCGAGCUGCUCGACCAGUUCAAGCUGAUGGCGACCACGAUGCAAAAGACCAUCAAGAAGAACAAAAAGAUGGGCAAGGCGGGGCAGGAUUUGCACAACAUGGACGCCGCCACCGUGGCACAGAUGAUGCACAAGAUGAACCCGCAGAUGCUCCAGCACCUCGGCGGCCAGGCGGGGCUCGAGCAGAUGAUGGCCGAGAUGGAGAAGGAGGAGAAGAAGCACGGCAAAGGGCCAAAGGGAAAGUAAGCGGGCGCUGCCGGCGCCGCGAGCCGUCCCUGUCGAGCCAGCGGGCCCGUUCGCACUCGACCGGUCGGGCACGGCUGCCAGUGCGCAGACUCGGGCCCGAAUGCUCCGAGCUUGAGUCGCCCCGCAGCGCCGGGAGGCGGCGCGGCGCGGGUCGUGAUACCAUGUACGCGCGCGCCCGCGAGGGAUGCUCGAGAGGCCCGACGCUUGCGCUCGAGCGCCCCAGGCAGGCCCCCGGCGCACCGCCUCGUAUGCGUCACGCCGCUGUGGCGGCGGUCUGCCGGUGCCCCGUGCGCGCCGUGCCCGCGGCCGCGCUGCGCGCAUGUAUCUUGUAUGUCCCGCAUGCGCAUUCUGUCGACGUGUGGUCCGAUCGCUGAUCGCGCGUCGGGCCCGUCGGCCGUUGCCUUUGUCUAUACCCUAUACGUUUUGGUCGACGGUUGAGACCUUGAGACUUC